This is a messenger RNA of Mercurialis annua (annual mercury), 911 nucleotides long. Its product is annotated as phosphatidylinositol N-acetylglucosaminyltransferase subunit P. NCBI's taxonomy places the organism in Eukaryota, Viridiplantae, Streptophyta, Magnoliopsida, Malpighiales, Euphorbiaceae. The transcript has 5 exons. Bases 228 to 734 code for a protein of 168 amino acids. The record is from RefSeq and is a predicted model, not a curated record.
CCUUCAUCAUUAAAAAAAAUAAAUGGAACGACGUCGUCCCCUUUAAACCUAAAAAAAUAUCAGCUUUCUUUUCCUUUCCUUCUUCUUUCUUUCUCCAAACAAGCAGCAACAGCCAUGGCUACCUCCAAAUUCUGAGCAAGAAGACAGUAUUAUCGGUUGUAUGGUGUCUAGGAAUUCAAUAUGGCCCAGUGAGUACAUCUAAAUGCCAAAAUGUUUUGAAAGAAGGCAUGGAAGACCACCAUUCUGUUAAUAGUCCUAGAAGAGUCUUAAGUUUUUCAAAGAGGAGGAGAGCAACCAUAUCCUUUCUAGACCCUGAUGACAAGGCUUCUGGCUUCGGAGUGUCUGGAGAGCAUGGACCAAAAACUUCCGAGGUUUAUGGUUUCGUAGGGUCCAUUACAACUAUUGUCGCCACAGUUAUUUUCCUGGUAUGGGCAUAUCUUCCUGAGCCUUGGCUACAUUCAAUCGGCAUCUUUUACUAUCCUAACAGGUACUGGGCACUGGCCAUCCCAACUUAUGCAAUGGUUAGUAUAGCACUGGCACUUCUAUUUUACGUCGGCCUCAACUUCUUGUCCACUCCUCCAGCAACUUCGUUAUGUACUGUUUAUGACGAGUUCAGUAGGGAACCUGCAAAUCGUGUUGCUUUAAUGGAAAGAUACGAUGAGCAUCCCAUUGAACCGAUGUCGGAUAUUAGUAUAAGUAAAAUGAAUAAUCUCAUGUUUUCUGAUGUAAAGUAAAAGAUCAACCCUAGAUAAAUGUUCAUGGCUUGUUUCUGUUUUAAGAAUUUAUUUCUCAACUGUAAAAUAGAAAGUUACGAUCAUUUUGUCAGAACAAUCUGAAAAUACAAGCAAUGACUAGAGGAGGCAAUUUUUGUAGACAAAAGUCGUUUCAUUUUAAAGCCAUUUAUUUUGUCA